AUGGCGCAAUUCGCUCACGGUAUAUCGGCACUGGAUGUAACGCCUUCAACAGUGCUCAGUGCACCUGUAUGGCUACUAGGCCAACGCUAUGAUGAUUUAGCGGCUGCCGAUUUUGACGCGUACAAGCGAAAUUUUGAGUCGAUCCUUUGGUUCACGUACCGUCGCGAUUUUCCGGUGAUGACACCUUAUGACUUCACGAGCGAUGCCGGUUGGGGCUGUAUGCUUCGGUCAGCACAGAUGAUUUUAGGUCAGGCCCUACAGCGUUGCCUCCUGGGACGGGACUGGCGUCUUCCUGCCUUAUUUGAGGCCGAGAUGGACACGCGACUACCCGAGACGUACGUACAACUACUGCGGUGGUUUGCAGACUCACCCGACCUUGAUUGUCGCUAUUCACUUCACCAUAUGGUCAAGCUUGGUAUGCAGUACGAUAAGCUGCCGGGUGAAUGGUAUGGUCCUACGACCGCUGCACAGGUGCUAAGAGAUCUUGUGAACUUACAUAGACGUGAAUUUGGAGGAGGUUUAGCCAUGUAUGUGCCGCAAGAAGGCGUCGUUUACAGUGAUGAUGUCACAAGACUGUGUGUAUCUUAUAUACAAGAGGAGAAAGUGGAGAAGGAAUCGAACGAGGACACGCCCGAGUUUUUUGACCCACUUUUGCAUCCGCCCACAAAUACGAGGAAAGACUGGAGCACGGCACUGCUCAUUUUAAUUCCAUUGAGACUCGGACUUGAUCAGCUGAAUGAGUGUUAUGUGCCGGCAAUUCAGAAAACUUUUGCGUUUCCACAAAGCCUGGGAAUUAUUGGUGGCAAGAAGGGCCACUCAGUUUACUUUGUUGGAACGCAGCAAGAUCAAUUACAUCUCCUGGAUCCCCAUGAUGUGCACCCAGCGCCAGAGCUAAAUGCUGCGUUUCCAACUGCGACCCAUUUGCGAACAGUCCAUUCCUCCCGCCCUUUGGUGAUGAAUGUGACAACAAUCGACCCUUCACUUGCGCUGGGUUUUCUAUGCGAAAAUCUUGCUGAUUAUGAAGAUUUUGAACGGCGCGUACAGAGUCUUCAUCAUGAGCUCAAAACUGACAGUGGUAUGUGCCCGUUCUCGGUUGCUUCACAUCGCCCGGAUUACGCAGCAAGUGGAGAUGACCUACUCAUGUCCGACUGCCUUUCUGGAGAUGAUAUGAACGAAAAUGAGAGUGCCAAUGGAGCUGGAACUGGAGAGGAUGAGGAAGAUGACUAUGUGCUUCUUUAG
This is a messenger RNA of Plasmopara halstedii, 1239 nucleotides long. Its product is annotated as cysteine protease atg4b. Gene Ontology annotation, molecular function: protein-phosphatidylethanolamide deconjugating activity. NCBI's taxonomy places the organism in Eukaryota, Oomycota, Peronosporomycetes, Peronosporales, Peronosporaceae. The transcript is spliced from 2 exons. The coding region runs from base 1 to 1239 and encodes 412 amino acids. The record is from RefSeq and is a predicted model, not a curated record.